AUGCCUCGUGGAGCAGAUUACGACAACGGCAUCCCGCAAUCGGACAACGCCAUUAGCCUUGAUCAUGACAUUAUCCACGGGGGAGAUGGAAAGCCUACGUCCGAAGCCGACGUCGCUGGUGCCCACAAGACCGCCCCCUUGCCCGAGGGUCUAAGCGAAGAAGUCCACGACGAAGUCCACAGUGGUGGAGGCAGCAGAGGCUGGAAAGGCCAUCAAGAGGGAUCUGGAAAAGGAGGCCACGAACCAAAGUCGCUAGGACAGAAGAAGGGCUUGAACGCGUAG
This is a messenger RNA of Exophiala spinifera, 282 nucleotides long. RefSeq lists its product as uncharacterized. NCBI's taxonomy places the organism in Eukaryota, Fungi, Ascomycota, Eurotiomycetes, Chaetothyriales, Herpotrichiellaceae. The record is from RefSeq and is a predicted model, not a curated record. The coding region runs from base 1 to 282 and encodes 93 amino acids. The transcript is spliced from 2 exons.